Salvia splendens (bonfire salvia) is the source of this 1411-nucleotide messenger RNA. Its product is annotated as ribosomal RNA small subunit methyltransferase E. The coding region runs from base 391 to 1257 and encodes 288 amino acids. The transcript is spliced from 10 exons. Gene Ontology annotation, biological process: rRNA base methylation. The record is from RefSeq and is a predicted model, not a curated record. NCBI's taxonomy places the organism in Eukaryota, Viridiplantae, Streptophyta, Magnoliopsida, Lamiales, Lamiaceae. Gene Ontology annotation, molecular function: rRNA (uridine-N3-)-methyltransferase activity.
CUUUUUGAUUGAUUGCUUUAUUAAGGUAUUUUUGUGCAAAAUUGCAAUGGGAUUUGCUGCUAGUUUAGUGUACCUACUUGACGAAAGGUUUGAUCAAAUGCGAAUGUGCGAUGCUGCGGAAAUCAGAAUCGAAGUGGUGAUGAUGAUUAGGUUAGGUGUUUGAUGAUAUGCCUCACUGAAGAUUUUGCAUUUUUUUUGUUUGGCUUUUUAAGUAUUUUGUGUAUAUUUUGGGCAGCAUUCAAGCAUUUUUUGUGCGAAAUUGCAAUGGUUUGUGAACCAACUUGACGAAAGUCUGAUCAAAUGCAAAUACGUGAUGCUGCAGAAUCGAAGCGCUGAAAUUAAUUAGGAGUGGUCGCGCCGGCGAUAAACCCUGCCGCCGGAGCUCUUCCAAUGCAAGUCAUAAGCUGUAAUCCGCGGCUCUUCAGCCUAAUCAACCGCUCAACGCAGCAUUUCAAUCUGCGUCCGUUUUCCUCCUCUUCAUCAUCCUCAGCCUAUUCCAGCCAGUCACGCGGCGGACUUCCUCGAUUCUUCUCCGAAACCUUACUUACCACUAAGGGUGGUGUUGUGAGAGUGAAAGGCGACGAGUUCUGGCACAUGACCAAAGUGCUAAGACUAGGAAUCGAUGAUAGGGUAGAGCUAUUUAAUGGAAAGGGCGGUCUCGUUGAGGGGCGCAUAGAGAGUAUUGAUCGUUCUGGGGUGGAUUUUGAAGCAGUGGAGAACCCAAAAUUAGUUUCUCCACCAACCACUCAGUGGCACGUUUUCGCUGCGUUUAGCACUCUCAAGGGAGGGAGAGCUGAUUGGCUAGUGGAGAAAUGCACUGAACUUGGAGCAUCCAGUGUGACACCGUUGCUGACUGUACGUUCUCAGUCAAUAUCAGAAAACAGGGCUGACAGACUGCAGCGAGUUGUAUUGGCAGCUGCUAAGCAAUGUCAACGAUUACAUGAAAUGAUUUUGAAGCCUCCAAUUGCAGUUGGUGAACUCCUACCUGUUGUAGCUAAUUCAAGAUUAGCAUUUUUGGCUGCAGCAGAGGCUACUCCCGUUUUUAAUGCGUUAAGCUCUUUAAACAAAGAACCUAAUGGAAUCAUUAUAAUUGGCCCUGAAGGAGACUUCACCGAAGAGGAAAUGAACUCGUUAAGGGAGGCUGGAGCAAUUGCUGUUGGUCUGGGCCCACAUCGCUUGCGUGUUGAAACUGCUACAAUGGCUCUCCUUUCUACUGUGAUGCUAUGGUCCGACUGCCAGGAAUUCGCAAGCAAUUAAUUGCACUUCAGCACCGACUGCCGUUUUCCUCACUCUCACCUAAAAUUACGAUCCAAUCAUCGGCGUUGCGCUAAUCGGAGACGAAAUAACGCGGCGGAUUUUCAAUCCGAUCGAUUCGCGGAAGGAGGAGGUUCGCUUCGGUGUGAGAAAUGGC